AGCAGCGUUCAGCAUCGCAGGGAUCGUCAUCGUCGACGUGCACAGCACAGGACACAUAUUGCCACACGUAGUAAAUCUUGCGUAUAACACCAGUGCAGUUUUUGUAUUUGAGACUGAUAGUAUAGAAAAGUUCCAGUUACUCAGAUAGACCUUCCUGGUCACUAGCCAGUCGUUUCGCGAGUCGGUCAGCAAGCGCCAGCGUUUCAAUUGUGUUCGGCGGAAGUGCGAAAUUGCGAAAAAGUUGCUACUAGAGCAGAACAAACUUUACAAACAAUUCCACGAUAUUGUGUUCAACCAACAGUUCAGCCACGAAAGAAAUCGUCCGCGUUGCUUUCGUAUCGUAGGUACUACAUAGGUGUACUACCGCAGGAAAGUGAAGCAAUUGUGUCGAAAUAAGUUGGUUCCGAAGUUCUUUUUUUUUGCGAGCCCAGUUUGCGCGAUACUCUACGGCAAAAGUUUAACAGCAACAACAACACACUGCGCAGAAGAUAUCGUAUGCUCGACUGAUGCUGUCGCAGCCAGACUCUGUCAUGAGUUCUACUUUUCCACUUACUUAAAAGUUUUUGGAGAAAGUAAAUCAACUGUGUUAGAGUUUUAAAGUGAAGCUCGACGUGAGAAACGAUUGAUACUCUACUGAUACUACAAAAUGCAACCAAAGGAGAAUUACAACAAUAACAUAACACAGGAAGAGUUCCUGCCUGGCUUCGAAGAAAGCGCGAAGAUUCCUACAUCAUGUGCCACCAGUAUGUCACCACCGGUUGGUGCAUUCGCUCAACCAACGAAGGGAACCGCUGACUGUCCCUCGCAGCCACAUUCCUGUCAGGUUUGCAACGGUUGCUGCGGCGGCGGCGGCGGCGGCGGCGCGAACCGGAACACCAACCCGGCGGCGGAGCUGAUCUGUAGCAAACCAACAACACCCGUCUCGUACUACAAGCAACGGCAGCUGCUGAGCUACGAUGACGCCCCGAAGCACCUCCAGUUCAACCCGUUCAUCCGAACCGGCUACCGAACGAUCCUGUCCACCAAACUCUGCCUGGAAAGUAUCUUCUGGUGGACGAACGAAACCAUCAACAUCUGGAGUCACAUUUUUGGCUGGUUUCUGUUCAUCGGACUGACCUAUUCGGAUAUUAUGCUGCUGGAAAUGCACGCGAGCAUGGUCGAUAAAUUGAUCGUCGGUUCGCUACUCGUUUGCUUUCAAGUUUGUAUGAUCUUGUCUUCCAUUUACCAUACUUUUUCCUGUAAAUCGGAGCAAAGUUAUGAGUGUUUUCUAGCAUACGAUCUCUUCGGAAUAGCACUGUCGCUGCUGGCUAUUUUCAUCAGUGGUAUUUACUAUGCCUUCUGGUGCAAUGCGCCUCUGCGGAACUUCUACAUCAUUACGAUCGGUGUUAUCUUCACGGUGGCUAUGAUCCUGCAGAUUCCCCGCCUGAAAGUGAAUUCCAAUGUCAAGAUGAUGGCCUUCGUGGCGUGGGCGGCCUACGGCGUGGUACCAACGCUGCAUUGGUACAUCGUGAUGGGAGGUGCAGAAAGUACCAUGGUCAAGUUAUUCAUUCCACGCGUAAUGAUGAUGUACCUGCUGACGGGCACUGCCUUCUUGAUCUACGUCACAAGGAUACCGGAACGCUGGUUCGUCGGUAAGGUAGACUACAUCGGGCAUUCGCACAAUUGGUGGCACGUGUUCGUACUGGCUGCGCUCUACUAUUGGCACAACAGUGGUUUGGCCUUUGCAUUUUUCAUGAUUGAUAACGGAUGUGUGGAGGAUAGAGAUAAAUGUUACCGUUUGUAAAUACCCCCUAAAAAGCCAAAGAGAAGCUGCGACUGUGUGCCCGAUGUGCACCUUUCCUCUUCGAUUGCAUAUACAUACAUUCGUAUCUAAUUGAACAAAUAAUAGCUAGUACCUACUGUUGAUUUUAAACAUGAUUUCAAAAACCGUUCGGUUGUGCAUUACACACUGAUAUCGUAUCCUUUUCUGUUGUUUCGGUGUUCGUUCGAUCAGGUUGUGGUAGCUUGUUACGGUAGUAGGAUCAUACAUUAAGUUUUUAACUUUGCAUCUGAUUUUUUAACGUUUCAUUUACGAAAAAACUUACACUCAUUCGAACGUCAAUGGAUUUUAUCAACUUAUUUAUUCGUUUUAUUCAAUUUUUAUUGCAAAAUAUUUUAAAAAUCUCACGAGAAGUUACUAAGUUUUCGUGCCUAUUUUAUAGGUUUUAUCCAAGGUGAAAACUAAAGUAAAAACAUUAUGAAUCAAACGAUAAUGUUUUAUAUUCUGAUUAAAAGGCGACGGCCAAUCAAUUUGCCAGUUUCUUUGCCUAUUAAAACAAAACUUUUAAAUUUUUAUGUAUAACCUAUUUUUUAUCGGUUUUUAUUUUUACCAAUGUUACAACUUAAGAUUAUUUCGGGUAUAAAAUUCAUACAUCAAAAAUUACCAGGGUAGCCUGUUUAUGUUUAAAAACCAUAAUAAAUUAAGCAGCGAAAGAGCAUUCCCUAACUGAAUUCAUAGAAUGUUACAGUAACUAUAGAGCAUCUAACGUUUUACGGUACUUACAUAUUUAAAGAUUACAUCGCAUGUGAUUCGGCUGAUCCUAACGCAGCAACUACACUAUUGGCAAGAUAAGAAAAAAAUUUUUUUUAGUAUGUAAUCUGAAAAAGUCGGUUUAAUCUUGAAAAGUAAAAAGGAUGCAUGAAAAAUCUAACUGACAGCAGAACAACACAGCACGUCGCCUACCAUGAUUUUCAAAUUUUGCUCGCCAACCCACAGAUGUAAAAAAGAUUAUGAACUUUCACAAAUCAACCACCAUUCACUACUAGUUUUCCAAAUACCUAACGAUCGCAUUCAAAUCCAUUUUCGUUUCCAUUCCUAUUGUUUAUCGCUAACUGCCUUAUCAUAGAUUUUUUUGCUGGUCGGUCCCGUACCGGUCCGUUGUUUAAUUCUACCUGAUGAUUCAAAAAUUCCUCCACGCCCUCCCUCCUUUUCUAGGUAUGUUGUAUGCCCAGUUCAGAAUGACUCAUGGGUGCUCUGCUGGUGUCCAGUAUUCCUGACCAGAUGCAAACAAAAAAAGAAACAAAGAAAAACAGACCACAUCGCGCGGUCACGUACCUACCACUAGGUAAGCGAGAGAGAGACUCAAGUGAGACAGUUUUAAUAGAGGCAAACUUUUAAACUAAACCGUUUUAACGUUGCGUAGAUUUUAAUCACAUUUAUAAUGCAUGAACAACAGUCAAUUACUAUUAGACGUUGAAGUUCGCUCGCGCACUGUUCUAGUUCCAUAGAAUAGUGAUUGUUGCUCAAAUCUUCCAGGCCAAUCAAAUAGCGUUUAAGUGUAGACAAUUUGCGAAAGAGCGAUUAAAGGUAGAAGAAAAAAACAUAGUUAAGAGAUUUACCAAUUCGCAGUACAAGAUGUUAUUUAUGCUGAAUCUCUCUAUUAGCAGCGAAGAAAGAGCUCAAAUAUCUUUAUAGGCUUUCGUUUUAAUACUAUCAAAA
Molecule: messenger RNA, 3478 nt
Organism: Sabethes cyaneus
Lineage: Eukaryota; Metazoa; Arthropoda; Insecta; Diptera; Culicidae
Product: progestin and adipoQ receptor family member 3
Exons: 6
Coding region: 647-1783 (378 amino acids)
Cellular component (GO): membrane
Molecular function (GO): signaling receptor activity
Source: RefSeq, a predicted model, not a curated record